Neopelma chrysocephalum (saffron-crested tyrant-manakin) is the source of this 1625-nucleotide messenger RNA. It is a transcript of the gene FHL3, whose product is annotated as four and a half LIM domains 3. The coding region runs from base 162 to 1001 and encodes 279 amino acids. Gene Ontology annotation, biological process: actin cytoskeleton organization. Gene Ontology annotation, cellular component: Z disc; nucleus; stress fiber. The record is from RefSeq and is a predicted model, not a curated record. NCBI's taxonomy places the organism in Eukaryota, Metazoa, Chordata, Aves, Passeriformes, Pipridae. The transcript has 6 exons. Gene Ontology annotation, molecular function: transcription coregulator activity; actin binding.
CGGCCCCGCCCCGGGCCGGGCUCCGCCCUCGGGGCUGGGCGGCAGCGCUGAGUCGAGGCCAGCCGAGCCCAGCUUAGCCUGCCCAUCGCCAGGGCGCAGAGAGCGGGACCGCGGCCCCGGGACAGCGACCAGCAGGUGAAGGAGGCCCUCAGACCGGCACCAUGACAGAGUGCUUUGACUGUGACAACUGCAAGGAGUCCUUGUAUGGACGCAAGUACAUCCAGAUGGACAACGGCCCGUACUGCAUCCCGUGCUAUGACGCCCACUUUGCCAACACCUGCGACGAGUGCAAAGAGCUGAUUGGCCACGACUGCAGGGAGCUGUACUACGAGGAUCGCCAUUACCACGAGCACUGCUUCCGCUGCUUCCGCUGCGACCGCUCCCUGGCCGACGAGCCCUUCACCUGCCAGGGCGAGGAGCUGCUGUGCAACGACUGCUACUGCAGCGAGUUCUCCUCCAAGUGCAUCGCCUGCGAGAAGACUGUCAUGCCAGGGUCACGGAAGCUGGAGUACAACGGACAGACCUGGCACGAGCAUUGCUUCAUAUGCAGCAGCUGCCAGCAGCCCAUUGGGUCACGGUCCUUCAUCCCAGACAAGAAGGAUUAUUACUGUGUGCCCUGUUACGAGAGCAAGUUCGCUCCUCGUUGCACUCGUUGCAAAAAGACCCUGACCAAGGGAGGAGUGACCUACCGGGACGAGCCCUGGCACAAGGAGUGCUUUGUCUGCACAGGCUGCAAGACCCCCUUGGCUGGGCAGCAAUUCACCUCCCAGGAUGACAACCCGUACUGCAUCAAGUGCUUUGGGAACCUCUAUGCCAAGAAGUGCAGUGCCUGCACAAAGCCCAUCACAGGCUUUGGUGGCGGCAAAUAUGUCUCCUUUGAGGACCGUCACUGGCACCACAACUGCUUCAACUGUGCCCGCUGCAGCACCUCGCUGGUGGGGAAAGGCUUCAUCCCUGACAAAGAUGAGAUCCUGUGCCGUGACUGCAGCAGUGACCUAUGAGUCUCCAAGGACACCGCGGGGCAGGGCUUCCUCUGUUCUUCAGGGCCUCUGUGCCAGAUCCCCCAGCAGCAUUUCAGGGGCCAGGCACGAGGCACAGGAGAUUGGGGCUUGGCCCCGAACCGCGGUGUGUUCAGGGGGUUCCUGUGCCCCCUCCCUGAAGGCUAGAGUACGCUAUGCUAUGGCUCUGUGCAGAGUCAAAGCUAAAUAAAAUUGAAAAAGGAGCUUCAAGACCCCCCAUUAGUUACUCUUUCUUUUUGCUUCCAGUCUGACCAGGCACGAGCUGAGCCCAGGGCCCCAGCUGAGUAAAGGGCAGCUUCUGCACUGGGCUGCUGGAUCUGCACGCUGGCAGCACGUCUUUGCCCCCCAGCACGGUGCUGACUUCCCUCUUUUCCCCAUGUGGUUCUCUCGCUCUGUGUGACGUGAGGCAGUGGCUGCAGGGCCGUGCAGCUCAGCUGUGCUGGGUUAGGGGUGUAACCACCACCACCAUAUGCAUGGCUGACCUGGGCAUGAAGGGUCCUCUGCUCCAUUUGGAAGGACUGGGGAUGCCAGGCUGGAGUGUUGCCAGGAGAAGAGCAUGUUUGUCCUGCCAGAUGGGAUCCACCUCUGGAAUUCUAUAGCACCUCA